AUGGCUCUCUCAUUCCCUCCCCGUCAACUCUACUACAAUGGUCAGGCGCAGGCCGCCUCCUCAGGGAAGACUUUCCAAACUAUCAAUCCCGCCACAGCAACCCCAUUGGCCGACAUUCAGAUCGCUUCUCCCUCCGACAUUGACUCCGCCAUUACUUCUGCAGAUCGCGCUUUCCCCGCGUGGUCGCAAACCCCUCCCAUUGCUCGCGCUCGUAUCCUCCAAAAGGCGGCUACCCUUCUGCGGGAGCGCAAUGAUGAGAUCGCCCGCGUGGAAACUUUAGAUUCCGGUAAGGCAUACACCGAGACCAGCACUGUCGAUGUGGUCACCGGUGCGGAUGUUCUCGAAUAUUAUGCCAAUUUCAUCGGUGGUGGUGGCCUGAAUGGUGAGACCACACAAUUGCGAGAAGAUGCGUGGGUUUACACCAAGAAGGCUCCCUUGGGUGUUUGUGCCGGCAUUGGUGCCUGGAACUACCCAAUUCAGAUUGCUCUGUGGAAGUCAGCUGCUUGUCUUGCGGCAGGUAAUACCAUGGUGUACAAGCCUAGUGAAUUCACCCCUCUCCACGGCCAGACCCUCGCCGAAAUCUAUACCGAGGCGGGCUUACCUGCCGGUGUCUUCAACGUGAUCAACGGCGCUGGCGACGUUGGCGCUUACCUGACUAGCCACCCCACCAUUGCUAAGGUGUCAUUCACCGGCCAGGUAUCGACCGGUAUGAAGGUCGCAGGCUCGGCUUCAGGCAACAUGAAAUAUGUGACCAUGGAACUGGGCGGCAAGAGCCCCCUGAUUGUCUGCCCUGAUGCAGAUCUGGAGAAUGCUGUCAAUGGCGCGAUGAUGGCCAACUUCUACAGCACAGGCCAGGUCUGCACCAAUGGUACCCGGGUGUUCGUACCGCGGUCCAUGAAGGCAGCCUUUGAGAAGCGUCUUUUGGAGAAGAUUCCCUUUGUACGAGCUGGCCCUCUCUUUGAUGAACAGACCAAUUAUGGACCUUUGAGCUCCGCCGUACACCACGAGAAGGUGAUCUCAUACAUUCGACACGGUAUUGAGACGGACCGGGCCACUCUACUCUGCGGUGGACCUGAGAAGCCCGUCGUGCCCCAGGACCUGCAGGCCGGAUACUGGGUCAAGCCCACCAUCUUCACCGACUGCACAGACUCCAUGCGCAUCGUACAGGAAGAAAUCUUUGGUCCCGUCAUGACUCUGCUGUUCUAUGACACCGUUGAGGAGGCAGUGAAGCGCGCCAACACCACCGAGCAUGGUCUCGCCGCGGGUGUCUUCACCAAGGACUUGAACCAGGCUCACCGAGUCAUUGACCAGCUUCAGGCUGGUAUCACAUGGAUCAACACCUGGGGUGAGAGUCCAGCGGAGAUGGCCGUGGGUGGUUGGAAGAAGAGUGGACUGGGCGUGGAGAAUGGCCGCCGGGGUAUUGAGGCCUGGUUGCAGAACAAGAGUACCCUCGUUGAUAUGAGUGGUACCGUUGCAACUGUGUUUGCCAAGCUGUAG
Penicillium verhagenii is the source of this 1497-nucleotide messenger RNA. RefSeq names its product betaine-aldehyde dehydrogenase. The transcript has 2 exons. Lineage: Eukaryota; Fungi; Ascomycota; Eurotiomycetes; Eurotiales; Aspergillaceae. Gene Ontology annotation, molecular function: aldehyde dehydrogenase (NAD+) activity. Bases 1 to 1497 code for a protein of 498 amino acids. The record is from RefSeq and is a predicted model, not a curated record.